Messenger RNA from Acanthopagrus latus (yellowfin seabream), 2282 nucleotides. Its product is annotated as keratin, type I cytoskeletal 13-like. The transcript has 8 exons. The record is from RefSeq and is a predicted model, not a curated record. Lineage: Eukaryota; Metazoa; Chordata; Actinopteri; Spariformes; Sparidae. Bases 687 to 2012 code for a protein of 441 amino acids. Gene Ontology annotation, molecular function: structural molecule activity.
AAUACUUCUGUCACCACUGAGUAACAGUACAGCAAAGUCCUGUGAGUGUGUUUGUGUGGAUCUGUUCUGGUCGGACUCUGCAGUGAGGAACACUCAUAAAUAAUAUAAAAAUCAUAAAAAUCAUGAUUAAAGGGCCUGAAAGAAAACGUCGGUGAAUAAAUGACGGCAGGAAAUCUUCAUCAGGACUCAGAGACACGAAGUGGAUCAGCUGAUCAACAGAACCUACAUUAAAAGAUCCAGAGUGGUCGCUAUCAGAACUCCUCGGCUUCAGAUUUGAUCCUGCAGCGACUGACAGACUUUAACUGACACUAAUGUCCCUUCAGUGGAUUAGAACCUGUGGUGAGCCGGGUCGCUGCAGCCUGGUACUGACUGAUCUAAUCUGAGAAGUAUUUGCUAGCAGCAGGAAACAUGAUGGGACGGGUUCAGAGUCUCUGAGGAGCUGCAGGAGUUUACACUUACAUAAGAUGCUAUAAAAAGUACAAGUACUCUGAGCAGUACCUAAGAACAGUUCUAUAGGUUCUGCACUCAGGUACAUUCCACAUGGGGUGUGGACCAUCAGACCCGCCCACCUGAGCUCCUUUAAAAGCAGCACACGACCCGUCUCUCCUCACUUCUCUCCUCCUUCUCCCUCCACCGGAGCAGACAGACCAACUAACUCCUCCUCACCUCACUCCAUUGUCUUAACAAUGCUGAUGUCACGGACCAGCGCCGGUAGCAUCGGCGGGGGACGAGCAUCAUUCGGCGGUGGUGGCGGCCGCAUGAGUGCUUUCAGCAUGUCUGGAGGAGCAGGAGGUGGCGGUGUCAAGGUCUCUCAGGCCAGCAGGAGCUUCUCCAUCGGCGGCGGCGCAGGUUUCGGUGGUGGUGCAGGUUUUGGAGCUGGCGCAGGUUUCGGUGGUGGUGCAGGUUUUGGAGCUGGCGCAGGUUUUGGUGGUGGUGCAGGGUUCGGAGGAGCGUCAAUGGACGACAGCCUCAUCGGCAAUGAGAAGUUCACCAUGCAGAACCUGAACGACCGUCUGGCUACAUACCUGGCCAAGGUGGCGGCGCUGGAGAAGGCCAACGGCGAGCUGGAGCUGAAGAUCCGGCAGUUUGUGGAGAGCAAGGUCGGCCCCACCACCAGGGACUACAGCGCUUUCUUCGUCACCAUCGCAGACCUGCAGGCCAAGAUCCAGGCCGCCAUCAUCGCCAAAGGAACCGUAUUGCUGAGCAUCGACAACGCCAAGCUGGCUCAGGACGACUUCAAAAUCAAGUUCGAGAACGAGCUGACGAUGCGUCAGUCAGUGGAGGCCGACAUCGCCGGGCUCAAGAUGCUGAUGGGAGAACUGGCAGCAGGCAAGACCGACCUGAGCAUGCAGAUCGACAGCCUGAAGGAAGAACUGGUGUCCAUGAAGGCCAACCACGAGGAGGACCUGCUGAGCAUGCGGACCCAGAUGACCGGUCAGGUGAACGUGGAGGUGGACGCUGCUCCACAGGCCGACCUCAACGCGGUUCUGGCUGAAAUCAGAGAAACAUAUGAGUCCGCUGCUGCAAAGAGCCAGCGAGAGCUGGAGACCUGGUACCAGACAAAGUCGGAGGUGCUCAGUAAGGAGGUGGCCACCACAGAAAUGACACUGAAGAGCACGACGUCAGAGGUGAAGGAGGUGAAGACUCAGCUUCAGUCUCUGGAGAUCGAGCUCCAGUCACAGAUGAGCAUGAAAGCCUCUCUUGAAGCCCAGCUCAGUGAAAUCCAGAGUCGCUACGCCAACCAGCUGAGCGGGUACCAGAUGCAGGUGACCAUGAUGGAGGAGCAGCUGGUGCAGCUGAGGGCCGACCUGGAGAGACAGGGACAGGAGUACCAGAUGCUGCUGGACAUCAAGACCAGACUGGAGAUGGAGAUCGCCGAGUACAGGAGGCUGCUGGACGGAGAGGGAUCAUUGUCCUCCUCCUCCACCUUGCUGUCAGCCGGUGGCUCCUCCUCCUCCUCCUCCACCACCACCACCACCGUCAUCACAAAGGUCAUCGAGGAGACCAUCUAAGACCAAUCACACGUCUGUCUGACCGGAAGCGGAGUCAAAUCUCAACCUUUAACUUUCCUGCGUUGGAGAGCUGCAACAUGAUGAAGAGUUCAUCCUCCUCAUCAGCCCGCGGAGUCUCCACCUCACUCUCUCUUUCUGCUGUAACGUCAAAAUCAUCAUCAGUCCACAGAUUCUGAAUCUGUGAGGGGGAAAUUUAAGCUUCCUUGAUAAUGUGGGCUGAGGUCGACCUUAUGUCUGAUGCUUCAAGGAAUAAAACUCAAUAAAACUCAA